Molecule: messenger RNA, 622 nt
Organism: Exaiptasia diaphana
Lineage: Eukaryota; Metazoa; Cnidaria; Anthozoa; Actiniaria; Aiptasiidae
Product: acyl carrier protein
Exons: 4
Coding region: 14-466 (150 amino acids)
Biological process (GO): fatty acid biosynthetic process
Cellular component (GO): mitochondrion
Molecular function (GO): acyl binding; acyl carrier activity
Source: RefSeq, a predicted model, not a curated record
UAUACUUUCCAAAAUGGCGUCGCACAUGUUGAAAAGGUGUACAAGAACUGCUUUCACAGCAGCAUUUUUGAGGAGACAAGCUACACGUUCAGUGUCUUCAACGCCCCGUAUUAUUUUUGCUGCUAAUAAAUAUUCACAGCAGCCAUUUCUAAGCAAUAACUUGUUAAUGACAAGCCAGUUAUCACCAGUUACUGUUCGCUACUUUGCAAGUGCGGGGAUGUCCAUUGGUGAACUACAAGAUCGAGUGUUAAACGUAGUUAAACUAUUCGAUAAAGUAAAUGCUGAGCUGGUAACAGUGGAAAGCCAUUUUAUCAAUGAUCUUGGUUUAGACAGCUUAGAUGUUGUUGAGAUUGUGAUGGCAUUUGAAGAUGAAUUUGCUGUUGAGAUUUCAGAUGAGGAAGCAGAGAAGAUAAUGACCAUAACAGAUGCUGUAGAAUUUCUGAAAAAGUCUCUAGAAGUUCACUAGGAUAAUAUGGGUUGACUUUGUUGUUAAACAAGAUGAUUUGCAAGUUGGAAGGAUCUUCUACAAGAUUCGUUUGUAAAUCUUUAAAUUUCAACAAGCAUGUUUGGUUGUAAUAAAGAUUGUACUUUGGUUGUGUAAUAAAUUUGAUCAAAACUUGAA